Molecule: messenger RNA, 3094 nt
Organism: Perca fluviatilis (European perch)
Lineage: Eukaryota; Metazoa; Chordata; Actinopteri; Perciformes; Percidae
Gene: dnajc10
Product: DnaJ (Hsp40) homolog, subfamily C, member 10
Exons: 25
Coding region: 368-2761 (797 amino acids)
Source: RefSeq, a predicted model, not a curated record
GUGUAGCUUGAUGCCGGUCUGAUCCUGAGCCGGACGCUGUUGCGGAUCUUCAGCUGCAGGCUCUUCAAAAGUUGAGACACGUCAAGCUGCUGUUUGAUCAGAUUGCAACUUUGGUAAACGACAGAUAUAUACAGGUUAGCUUUAGCUUCGUCAACACACUGCAGAUAGGUUAAUGUCGCGGUGAGGAUAAUCGGCUAAUUAGCUAGCAAGUUGAUAUAGUGGCUGCUGACUGGGGGGGACGCACAGCUAACGUUAGCUAGCUUAGCUUUUGGUGCAGAGAAGACAUCACAUCUGAGGAAUUUAAGAGUCCUUCGUCAGUGUACACAUCCAGGUGGACUUCUCCGCUCGUCCUCUGCUGGAACUCGUGAUGGGGCACAGGUUUGUCCUCGGGGUUCGUCGGCCUCGUGACGUGCAGUUUGUGGUGCCGCCGCUGCUGCUCCUCGCCGUCCUGCUGGCGGCGGUUUUGGCGGAGAGCCAGGACUACUACAAACUGCUGAAAGUCAGCAGGGACGCCACGACCAGAGAGAUACGCCAGGCCUUCAAGAAGCUGGCGCUUACCAUGCACCCCGACAAGAACCCUGGCGACUCUUCGGCCCACGAGAAGUUCCUGCAGGUGAAUCGCGCCUACGAGGUUCUGAAGGACGAAGACCUCAGGAAGAAAUACGACAAAUACGGAGAAAAGGGAUUGGACGAGCAGCAGCAGCAGGGAGGACGCUACGAGAGCUGGAACUUCUACCGAUACGACUUUGGUAUCUACGACGACGAUUUGGAGAUCAUCACGUUGGACAGCGGAGACUUUGAGGCGGCAGUGAACUCGGGAGAAAUUUGGUUCAUCAACUUCUAUUUCCCACGAUGCUCCCACUGUCACACGCUGGCUCCAACGUGGAGGCAGUUUGCCAAGGAGAUGGAUGGAGUGAUCAGGAUUGGAGCGGUGAACUGUGGAGACAACAACCAUCUGUGCCGGAGCAAAGGCAUCAACAGCUACCCCAGCCUGUUUGUCUACAGAGCAGGCCAGAGGCCGGAGAAGUUUAACGGGGAGCGGUCUAAAGACAGCCUGGUCCAGUUCUCCAUGAAGCUAAUCACGACAACCGUCACUGAGCUCUGGCAAGGUAACGUGUUCAGCGAGAUAGAGAGCGCGUACUCGUCAGGGCUCGGCUGGCUGAUCACCUUCUGCUCCGACACUGGAGAUUGCCUGGAGCCAAGAACAAGACAGAAGGUGGCUGGGAUGUUGGACGGUCUAGUUAAGGUGGGAUGGAUGGACUGCUCCUCACAGGAACAGCUCUGUGACAGUUUCCAGGUGACGAGUGGAGCGACUGCUUUGUUCCCACCUGGAAGUUCUCUGGAUCAGCCGGGCAGCGUACUGUGGCUGAAUACUCUGGACAGUAAAGAGAUUUACAAUCAGGUCAUCGACCAUCUGCCCGAUCUGGAACUGCUGACCGGUGACAGCUUCCAGAGGAAGCUGGCCCAUCAUCGCUGGUUGGUGAGUUUUACGUUUGGAGACAGAAGCCCCGCCUCCAACGAGUACAAGAAGCUGCAAGCUUUCCUCCGAAAUGACCACAUACAGGUCGGCAGAGUCGACUGUACGGCAGACUCAAAGUUGUGUCAGUCCCUCUACAUCCAUGCUCCCUGCGUGGCGGUCUUCAAAGGACUGGGGAUCCACGACUUCGAGAUCCACCACGGUAAAGACGUGUUGUACAACAUCGUGGGUUUUGCGAGGGACAGCGUUCGUGCUCACGUGACGACCCUGAGACCCGACAACUUCCCUUCCGACAGAAAGGAGCCCUGGCUGGUGGACUUCUUCGCUCCGUGGUGUCCUCCGUGUCGCGCUUUGCUGCCUGAACUGAGAAAAGCUUCAAUCCAGUUGGCCGGACAGAUGAAGUUCGGUACUCUGGACUGUACCAUCCACCAAAACCUCUGCUCCACGUAUAAUAUUCAGGCUUAUCCCACCACCGUGAUCUUCAACGGCUCCUCUGUUCACGAAUACGAAGGGCAGCAUUCAGCUGACGGCAUCCUGGAGUUCAUACAGGAUCUGGUCAAUCCGUCCGUGGUGGUCCUGGAUCCUUCCAGCUUCAGCGAGAGAGUUAAAGGUCGAGCUGAGGGGCAGAUCUGGGCGGUGGAUUUCUACGCUCCGUGGUGCGGUCCCUGUCAGGCUCUGCUUCCAGAGUGGAGACGCAUGGCCAGGCUGCUGUCAGGCCAGAUCCUGGUGGGCUCAGUCGACUGUCAGCGCUUCCAGUCCUUCUGUCAGGGUCAGAACGUCAGGGCGUACCCCGAGAUCCGCCUGUACCCCGGCAACACCCGGCAGUCGGAUCGCUUCAUGAGUUAUAACGGCUGGAACAGGGAUGCCCAGUCACUGAGAUCAUGGGCACUGAGCUCUUUACCCCGAGCAUCGGUGGAUCUGACUCCAGAGUCCUUCAGGUCUCUGGUUCUGUCAGGCCAGGAUCACUGGGUUCUGGAUUUUUACGCUCCGUGGUGUGGACCCUGUCAACACUUUGCCCCGGAGUUUGAAACCCUGGCUCGGAAUCUGAAAGGGGAAGUUCGAGCGGGGAAAGUGGACUGUCAGGCUCAUCAUCAGACCUGUCAAUCGGCUGGAAUCACCGCCUACCCAACCGUCAGAUUCUACCCGUACCUGGGAACACGGAGGCAUGAACACAGCGGAGAACACAUCAAUAGCCGGGACGCCGACGUGAUCGCCGACACAGUCAGACAGCGACUACAACAGCUGACGCCGCGGUUACACAGCAAACGGAAGGACGAGCUCUGAUGAUCUUCGGGCGCUGCUAGGAGAAAGACCUGCAAUCUGAUUGGUCAGGGAGGGACAGAGGUGGAUUUUGAUUGGUCCGGCACAAUGAUCAAUCAGUCAACACUCCUUGAGAAGAACAACACAGAGACGGAUGGACCUGCUGUGUGGAAUGUACUGAACACUUCUGCCUUGAUUUUAUCUGUUUUUUUUUUAUUUUGUCUCCAUCGUUUGUAUUUACUCUAUGAAGUAAAACUGUGAGACACUGGACAUGUUACUGACACUCACACACACACACACACACACACACACACACACACACACACACACACACACACACACACACAACACACACAC